Parastagonospora nodorum SN15 is the source of this 483-nucleotide messenger RNA. RefSeq lists its product as hypothetical. The transcript is spliced from 2 exons. Bases 1 to 483 code for a protein of 160 amino acids. NCBI's taxonomy places the organism in Eukaryota, Fungi, Ascomycota, Dothideomycetes, Pleosporales, Phaeosphaeriaceae. The record is from RefSeq and is a predicted model, not a curated record.
AUGCAGCAGCGUGGCAACAACAGCGGUGAUGUUCCCAAGCAUAGUUGCUGGGGCUCUUUGUUGUGGUUGUGUGGUUCCUGCGUGCCCAGUUGGGUCGCGACUGCCCCAGAAGCAUUUCUCGCAGCUAGCGCCGCGCCGGCAGGUACCAACGGCGGCGGUGGCCCCUCAGCGCAGUCGCAGGCCCGCAUCACGACGAGCUUCAGCAGCAUUCUUCGCACACGUCGGCCAGUGCUGGGGCUGCUUCUGCGCCGUCCUCGCACGCUCGCACGCUUCCUGUCGCUCUCCGCACGCAGAGUGCGCCGGGCCAAACAAUUUCGCAUCCUGCAACCAAUAAAGGCGCCCGAUAGUCAGUUUCCGGCGGCUGAAACACCGCAAGGUGCAGUGGGCGUCCAGCGGUUGGCACACGGACACGACCAGACGAUCGUCUCCCUGACAUGCACCGUCGACCUUGGUGCCUGUGCUAGCCCGACCUCGGGCCCUUGA